Diabrotica balteata is the source of this 815-nucleotide messenger RNA. The record is from the annotation of a GenBank genome assembly. Lineage: Eukaryota; Metazoa; Arthropoda; Insecta; Coleoptera; Chrysomelidae.
AUGGGAAAAGGUUACCAAAACCACUGUAGUUAUAUAAAAGGUAAAGACGGAAUUUUAAUUAGCGAUCCAGCAGAAAUAAUGACGGAAUGGAAAAAACAUUUUGAAGAAUUAUUAAAUGGUGAGGAGGACCACGAAGCAGUAGACAACUGGACUAUUGGAGAAGAUGCGAUAGUUAAAAGACAGCCUGCAGAGGGGAAGGUGGUGACAGCAAUACAAGAUAUGAAAAAUAACAGAAGUCCUGGUAAAAAUGAUAUAUGCAUAGAAACGAUCAAGUUUAAUGGAGAACAAAUACAAAGAAAAAUAUAUCAGCUACUAGUGCAAGUAUGGGAAAAGAAAGUAAUGCCAUCGGAGUGGUAUGAGGCCCGCAUAUGCCCUCUGCAUAAAAAAGGACACAAAUUGAAGUGUGACAACUAUAGAGGUAUAGCCUUAUUAGACACGAUAUACAAAACCUUGGCAAGAAUAUUGAGAAAUAAACUAAAUUGUUACACGGAAAGAAUCCUGCAUAAAUAUCAGUUCCCUGUAUGUUUUGCUUGUGGAUUUUAGACAAGCAUAUGAUAGAGUCGAUAGAGUCAAAAUGUAUUGAGCAAUGUUACAUUUGGGUAUACCAAAGAAACUGAUCCGGCUAGUAAAAAUGAUACUUAAUAAAUCUACGUGUGCAAUUGCUUGGCAGGGUCACAUAUCAGAUCAAUUUACAGUUGCAAAAGGGUUGAGACAAGGAGAUCCUUUAUCCACUACAUUAUUCAACUUAGUGUUAGAUCAUGAAAAAUAACCACCAGUGCUUGACAUUUGCUGACGAUCUAACGAUCCUAGCAAAA